AUGAAACAAAAGUCCGGUUUAACAAGAUUCCUUAACUGCAAUAUUCUUCGUGAUGGCAAAAUAAUUAAAGAGGAUUUGUGGAUACGGGACGGUAAAAUAAUAAACCCUGAACAAGUUUUUUACGAUGAGCAACAAGAAGCAGACGUUAGUAUAAAUUGUAAUGACUUACUUAUUACUCCAGGAUAUAUCGACUUGCAAAUAAACGGUGGUUGGGGUGUUGACUUUUCAUUUGAUACUGAAAAUGUUGAAGAAGGUGUACGUAAGGUAGCAAAAGAACUCUUAGCACAUGGUGUCACAUCAUUCUGUCCAACAAUGGUGACAUCAGAGAAGGAGAAAUAUUCUAUUAUUCUUCCCCAAAUAAAAAAAUUACAAGGCGGGAAACAUGGAGCAACUGUUCUUGGAGUCCACCUAGAAGGUCCAUUCAUAAGUUUAGCUAAAAAAGGUGCUCAUUCACAUGAGUUUAUCAUGAAUCCAGACAAGGGAUUAGAAUCCAUUCGUGAGGUCUAUGGGCCGUUGGGCAAUGUAAUUAUUGUCACACUAGCCCCUGAAUUACCGGGAGCAUUAGAUGCAAUAAAGGGAUUAACUAAUCUUGGAAUUAAAGUAGCGCUCGGACAUUCCUCCGCUAGCUUGGCAGAUGGAGAAGAGGCCGUCAAGUGUGGAGCGAACCUGAUAACCCAUCUAUUUAACGCUAUGCUUCCAUUCCACCAUCGUGAUCCCGGCCUUGUGGGACUCUUGGCCUCUACGACCGAUAAACAAGUGUUCUAUGGUAUUAUUUCUGACGGCAUCCAUACUCAUCCAGCGGCACUACGAAUAGCGUGCAGAACAAAUUCAGAAGGUUUAGUUUUAGUUAGCGACGCAGUUCCAGCGCAAGGGUUACCCGAUGGCACUUACACCAUCGGCCCACAAGCUGUCAGCGUCGAUAAAGGACGAGCGUACAUCGCCGGUACUAAGGUCCUCUGCGGAAGUACCAGCGCUUUAGACGAGUGUAUUAUUAAGUUUAAGGAAGCUACUGAUUGUUCUCUCGAAUACGCGCUGGAGGCAGCGUCUUUACAUCCAGCUAAAGCUCUCGGCAUAGACAAUUGUAAAGGCAGAUUAAAUUAUCAGUGUGAUGCAGAUUUUGUUAUAUUGGACCCUAAAACUUUAAAUGUUUUGUCAACUUGGAUAGCAGGUGAAUGUGUUUAUACUGCGCCCAAAUAA
Parnassius mnemosyne (clouded apollo) is the source of this 1197-nucleotide messenger RNA. NCBI's taxonomy places the organism in Eukaryota, Metazoa, Arthropoda, Insecta, Lepidoptera, Papilionidae. The record is from the annotation of a GenBank genome assembly.